This is a messenger RNA of Soboliphyme baturini, 242 nucleotides long. NCBI's taxonomy places the organism in Eukaryota, Metazoa, Nematoda, Enoplea, Dioctophymatida, Soboliphymatidae. The record is from the annotation of a GenBank genome assembly.
AUGACUGACCGCUUAGUACAGCUGUCGACAUUGUUUCGUACGAAGAAGUGGAUAUCGUCCCUGAAGAGUACCGAUUCGGAAACCAUGGGCUCCAAUGAUGAAAGUGUCCUUAACGCUUCAUCUGUCAACUACGACAGCCAGAGGAUGCGUACCUCGAACGGUGGCGAAUGGGGAUCUUGUAUUGGCGAGACUCUUUCGCCCAUCAGUGACCUGACUUUCCACCUCACCAAGCAGAGGUAAAC